AUGGGCGAUAGCGAGGACGAAGGAAUUCUCACGGGCUUCCUCUUCGGUAACAUCGAUGAAGAUGGUAACUUAGAAAGCGACGUGUUCGAUUCAUCCGAGCAAAAACACCUCUCUUCGCUUGGAAAAUUAGGGUUUGUUUCUUUCGUAAAGGAUAUCAUUAAAGAUGAGAUUGACGGCGAUGCCGAUUCAUAUUCACAAGGAAAAAGCAGCCAAUCCGAUUCCCCGAAAUCCUCACAAGACAGCGCUUGCUAUUCACAAGGCAGUGUUAGUUCAGGGGAUUUUAAUAUAAACAACAAGUCUCCUUCUGCAGAAGACUAUUUCGAUAUAAACGAGUUAGCUGAAGAUGAUACACCUACCAAUGAUUCUUACGAUGCCGAUGAUGAGAGGUGUUAUAAAAAAGACGAGCAACUCAUGCCUCCGCCGCCACCUUUACCCCACAAUCGAGAAAUAAAAGAAGAAAUUGACGAUGAUAAAAAGAAGUUGGAAACCCCCUUAGCCGCUAUGCUUCCAUCGAAAUACGCGAAAAUAGAUGUUACCGAGUUAUUUCCGGAUUUCAGACACGGAAAGGUGUUGAGAUUUUCGAGAUUAUUCGGACCGGGCAAACCGAGCAGUUUGCCCAACAUUUGGAAGAACGUGAGGAAGAAGAGGAAGAAGCGCAAGCACAAAGAGAGCGCCAAUCAGCACGACUCCGAUUCGAAUUCGGACGAUGACAGGCCCAAAAACAGGGGCUGGUUUUUCGACUACGCCGAACCCAAAGCGGAGAUUCUUAUGGAAGACGACGAAGAGAAGUUCCUGAAACCUGCCGAGGUUCAAAAUGAAGAUAGUAAACAGGAGAACGAGAAAAAAGAUGAUUCCGGACCGAAAGCCGCCGAUUGGCGUUUCGGACCGGCUCAAAUCUGGUACGAUAUGCUCGAUGUGCCUGAAACUGGCGAUGAUUUUAACUACGGAUUUAAACUCGUCGAGAAACCAGAAAUCGAAGACAACAAAGAAAACCAAGAUGAAUCUUAUCCAGACGAUGCUUUUUUAAUGGUAACUCAAUUGCAUUGGGAAGACGACGUCGUUUGGGACGGAAACGAUAUCAAACACAAGGUACAGCAAAAACUGAGUUCUAAAACGAACGCAGCGGGAUGGGUGCCGAGCAGCGGUAACAGAACAGCUCAAGCAUUCAGCCAGCCGGGAAAAGUGGGUACUUCCGUUCGAAUGCCGCCCGUACCGAAUCCCCCAUUGCCCGGCAUAAAAUCCAAACAGCAGUUUUUGUCGUUCAGAAUGAAGCCGAGACAGGAGCAAGAACAGGACGACACUUGGUAUUCGAUAUUUCCGGUGGAAAACGAGGAUUUGGUCUACGGCCGAUGGGAGGACGACGUCAUUUGGGACGCGGAAAAUAUGAAAACUAUCCCCAAACCGUCCAUAUUAACUUUGGAUCCGAACGAUGAAAAUAUCAUACUCGGUAUUCCCGAUGAUAUCGAUCCUUCGAAACAAGUAGCAGGGCAAGCUACGCCAGUAAAAGUGAAAAUUCCGCACCCUCACGUGAAGAAAUCGAAAAUUUUACUGGGAAAGGCCGGCGUAAUUAACGUUUUACAAGAAGAUACUCCUCCGCCUCCGCCGAAAUCGCCCGACAGAGAUCCAUUCAACAUUUCCAAUGAUAUUUAUUAUCAGCCUAGAACGUCCGAAACUACGAUGAGGCUCAAAGUAGGCGGCGCGAAUUUGAUUCAACACUCGACGCCCGUCGUGGAAUUAAGAGCGCCGUUCAUUCAAACCCACAUGGGUCACAUGAGAUUGAGAAACUUCCACAGGCCUCCUAUGAAGAAAUUUUCGCACGGUACACUCGCAUUGCCCGGCCCUCACGGCGUCAUGCCCCUAAUAAAACACAUCAAAAAGAAAGCUAAGCAAAGGGAGGGUGAGAGAAUGGCAUCGGGCGGCGGUGAUGUGUUCUUCAUGAGAACCCCCGAAGAUUUGACCGGCCGAGAUGGCGAUUUGAUUCUGGUAGAAUUUUGCGAAGAGCAUCCGCCGCUGAUGAACCAGGUCGGAAUGUGCUCGAAAAUCAAGAAUUAUUACAAGAGAAAAGCGGCCAAAGACUCGGGACCUCCAACGUAUAGAUACGGUGAGACCGCUUAUGCGCAUACCUCCCCGUUCUUGGGCAUUUUACACCCCGGCCAAUCCAUACAAGCAAUCGAAAACAACAUGUACAGGGCGCCUAUUUACGAGCACACAAUGCCGCAAACGGACUUUCUGGUGAUCAGAACUCGCCAGCAAUACUACAUAAGAGAAGUGGAUGGCUUGUACGUGGCAGGACAAGAGUGCCCGUUGUACGAGGUGUUCGGGCCGAAUUCCAAGAGAGCCAAUAACUUCGUCAGGGAUUUCCUGCAGGUGUUUAUCUACCGGUUGUUUUGGAAGAGCAGGGAUAAUCCGAGGAGGAUAAAAAUGGACGAUAUAAAGAAAGCGUUUCCUUCUCAUUCGGAAAGCAGUAUAAGGAAACGAUUGAAACUUUGCGCGGAUUUUAAGAGAACCGGUAUGGAUUCUAACUGGUGGGUUAUAAAACCGGAGUUUCGUUUACCUACUGAGGAAGAAAUUCGUGCGAUGGUUUCACCUGAACAAUGCUGCGCUUACUUCAGUAUGGUAGCCGCCGAACAGCGCCUUAAGGACGCGGGUUACGGCGAAAAGUUCAUCUUCACUCCCGCAGAGGACGAUGACGAGGAAAUGCAAUUGAAAAUGGACGACGAGGUGAAAGUAGCGCCUUGGAACACGACGAGGGCGUACAUUCAAGCGAUGAAAGGCAAGUGCCUUUUGCAAUUGACCGGUCCCGCCGAUCCCACGGGAUGCGGAGAAGGUUUCAGCUACGUGCGAGUGCCCAACAAGCCCACCCAAAGCAAGGAGGAACAGGAAUCCCAACCUAAAAGGACCGUCACCGGCACCGACGCCGAUCUAAGGCGAUUGUCGCUGAACAACGCCAAGGCUUUGUUAAGGAAAUUCGGCGUGCCCGAAGAAGAGAUAAAAAAACUAUCCAGAUGGGAGGUGAUCGACGUCGUGCGAACGCUAUCGACGGAAAAAGCGAAAGCCGGCGAGGAGGGUAUGGAUAAAUUUUCGCGAGGCAAUCGAUUCUCGAUAGCCGAACACCAAGAGAGAUACAAAGAGGAAUGCCAAAGGAUCUUCGACCUGCAAAAUCGCGUUCUAUCGAGCGCCGAAGUGUUGAGUACGGACGAAGGCGAGAGUUCCGAGGACGAAAGCGACGAAGACAUGGAAGCGCUCGGUAAAAACAUCGAAAACAUGUUGGCGAAUAAGAAAACCAGUACACAGUUGUCUAUGGAGCGCGAGGAGCAGGAGAGACAAGAGUUGCGAAAGAUGAUUUUAGAAGGCGAAAAGAAAGAAAAGGAGAAGAAGAAAAACGAAGAGGACAACGACGAGCAACACGAAACGCAAAGUAGAUUAUUGAAGAUAUUCAGGACGUUCCGGAAGCCGGACGGUAAAGAAUUCACUCGCGUAGAAUUGGUCCGAAAGCCGGUAGUCAUAGAUGCCUACGUGAAAAUUCGCACCACCAAAGACGAGGAGUUCAUAAGGCAAUUCGCGACGUUGGACGAGGCGCAAAAGGAGGAAAUGAAACGGGAAAAGCGCCGGAUACAAGAGCAACUGAGACGGAUCAAAAGGAAUCAGGAGAAGGAGAAGAUGAGUUCGCACCAUCACCAUCACUCGCAUUCCGGCGAAUCGUCGAACAUUCCACCGCCCGGUACCGUCGAGAAAUUACCCAAUCCUAACGAAUCGUUAGGGAAUUCGCUGACGCCGAAUUCUAGCAAGAGCCUGUCGACCUCUCCGCCGAAAUCGAGGAGAAAGACUAAACUCAAACCCGAUUUGAAGUUAAAAUGCGGCGCUUGUGGUAACGUCGGACACAUGAGAACAAACAAAGCCUGUCCUUUGUAUCAAAACACCACCGGCCAGAAUCCUCCUAUUAACGUAGCGAUGACCGAAGAACAGGAAGAAAACAUCGAAAAACAACUAAACACCGACGACGAAGAUCUCGUAAACGUAGACGGUACGAAAGUUAAGUUAUCGGGAAAACUAAUUAAGCACGCCGAAGAAAUGAAGCGAAGAAGCCUGCUGUUGAAAGUACCGAAGGACGCUUUAGGGAAUAAGAAGAGGCGUCGCGGCGUCCAAGAUUUGCAUUGCGACUACUUGAAAAAGCACAAUAAACCGGCUAAUAGGCGACGCACCGAUCCGGUAGUCGUGCUAUCGACGAUUUUGGAGAAUAUUCUCAACGAAAUGCGGGACAUGGCCGACGUACAGCCGUUUUUGUUCCCGGUUAAUCCCAAAUUGGUUAUGGAUUAUUACCGGAUCGUUCAAAGACCGAUGGAUCUGCAAACUAUCAGAGAGAACUUGAGGCAGAAGAAGUACCAAAGCAGGGAGGAGUUUUUGGCGGAUGUUAAUCAAAUUGUCGAAAAUUCCACGCUCUACAACGGUCCCAAAAGCAGUCUCACGGUGGCCGCUCAAAGGAUGCUGAACAAAUGCGUGGAAAGAUUGGGAGAAAAAGAGGAUAGGCUGAUGAGAUUGGAGAAGGCGAUCAAUCCGCUUUUGGACGAUAACGAUCAAGUAGCCUUAACUUACAUAUUAGACAACGUGGUUAACGUGAAAUUGAAAACAAUGUCCGAAUCCUGGCCUUUCCUCAAACCCGUCAACAAAAAGUUAGUCAAGGAUUAUUACAACAUCGUCAAGAGACCGAUGGAUUUGGAAACUAUCUCCAAGAAAGUAGCAGCCCACAAAUAUCACAGCAGACACGAAUUUUUGGUAGACAUCGAGCAAAUACUCGAAAAUUGCAUUUUAUACAACGGCAAAGACUCCACCUUCACCGAAAAAGCCGAAGGCUUGGUGAAAGCUUGCAAGGAAACUCUAUACGAGUACGACGAGCACCUUUCGCAACUCGAAAAAAGGCUUCUGCUGGCCCAAGAGAGAGCCUUCCAAGACGACGACCAAUCCUGGAUAGGAGGGGACGACGAAAACUACACAAUCACCGAACCCGAUCACAUCAGCCAGAGCAGCUCGCCGGACCGGAUGUCCUCCGUCAAAUCCCACAUGGACGAAUUCGAUCUGAUCGACGUCGAAGGCGAGGGCCCCCACAUGGACGAAUCCAUCACGCCCCGCCCGCCCAAACAACCGAAGAAGAACCCCAAAUCCGAAGAGGCCCACACGCUCGAAGAGGACCUGCAGUUCUCCAGCGAGGAGGAGCUCGACGAGGUGCCCUUGCACGAGUUCGAGGACGACAACAAAGGCAUCUUGAUAUCCGCCGAAUUGCCCAUGGGAGGCGAGCACGCCGACGACGACAGCCAGCAGGCCGCCGAGGCCAUGGUGCAGCUGGGUACCAUGGGGUACUACCCCCCUAACGAUGGGCAGGAUGCCGAUUGUACCGAAGCGUUGAUGUUCAAAGAUGAGAGUAUGGACGUGGAUCCGAAUUACGAUCCGUCGGAUUUCCUGAUGGCCGGUUUGCCGUUGCGUAAAGUUGAGGAUGAUACGGGGAUGAACAGCCAGGAGGCGACGACUUUGACGGAGAUGAAGAUACACGAUGACUUGGCGGUGAGCGAGAGCGACGACGAGGGGGCUAAUGUGGGCAGGGACGUGCAGGAGAACAUGCAGGAGGACGACGACGCCGGCGAUCUUUGGUUCUAG
Phyllotreta striolata is the source of this 5649-nucleotide messenger RNA. Lineage: Eukaryota; Metazoa; Arthropoda; Insecta; Coleoptera; Chrysomelidae. The record is from the annotation of a GenBank genome assembly.